AAACAAGUUGUGAGAGUCCCAUCCCGCGAAAGCAGGUAGAUGAGUCAAGUCAAAGUUAACCAGCGACAUCUUUGGAAUUCACUUCCAUGAUCCAUGAUCCAUGAUGAUCCAUGAUCCAUGAUCCAUCAUCCCACACUCCUAAUUCCUAAACAAUCUCAUUCGCCAUGUCCUGCUUCAGACACCUCUCCAGGUUUUCUCCCACUAACACGCGCCGCUUCGCUCAUCUCUCUCGCUUCACCACCUCCACCGCCCCGGAUCGCUAUGCGGGCCUCGGGCCCACCGGGGCCCACCACAAGCCCCGGGUGGUCGUGCUGGGCACCGGCUGGGCCGGCUGCCGCCUCAUGAAGGGCCUCGACCCUGAAAUCUACGACAUCGUUUGCGUCUCCCCUCGCAACCACAUGGUCUUCACACCUCUCUUGGCUUCCACCUGUGUUGGAACUCUCGAGUUUAGAUCCGUUGCCGAACCCAUCGCCAGGAUCCAGCCCGCUAUUUCCACACAACCCGCUUCUUUUUUCUUCCUUGCUAAUUGCACCGCCAUUGAUGCUCUUAACCAUCAGGUGCAAUGUGAGACUGUAACUGAAGGAGCGGAGACAGUAGAUCCUUGGAAGUUUACAAUCUCAUAUGAUAAGUUGGUAAUUGCAUUAGGAGCGCAACCUACUACUUUUGGAAUUCGUGGAGUCUAUGAACAUGCAAUUUUUCUUCGUGAAGUUUACCAUGCUCAGGAAAUUCGUCGGAAGUUGCUCCUGAACUUGAUGAUGUCUGAUGUUCCAGGGAUUGCAGAAGAGGAAAAAAAAAGGCUGUUACACUGUGUGGUUGUGGGGGGUGGUCCCACUGGAGUUGAAUUCAGCGGUGAACUUAGUGAUUUUAUCAUGAGAGAUGUCCGUCAGAGAUAUUCUCAUGUGAAGGAAUACAUCCAUGUUACUUUAAUUGAGGCCAACGAGAUAUUGUCUUCCUUUGAUAUCAGACUAAGGCAGUAUGCUAUCAAGCAAUUGACAAAGUCAGGAGUCCGACUUGUCCGUGGCAUUGUGAAAGAUGUUGAAGAGAAGAAGAUUAUCCUAAAUGAUGGCACUGAGGUUCCAUAUGGGUUGCUGGUAUGGUCAACUGGAGUUGGUCCAUCACCAAUUGUUCGCUCUAUGGAUCUCCCUAAAUCUCCUGGUGGAAGGAUUGGCAUUGAUGAGUGGCUUCGUGUUCCUACAACAGAGGAUAUCUUCGCAAUAGGUGACUGCAGUGGGUUUCUUGAAAGUACCGGAAAACCACCACUUCCGGCUUUAGCCCAAGUGGCAGAAAGGCAAGGUAAAUAUUUAGCAAUCUUACUAAACAGAAUAGGUAAAGCCAAUGGUGGCCGCGCAAACAGUGCAAAGGACGUAGACUUUGGGGAACAGUUUGUUUACAAGCACCUUGGAAGCAUGGCAACUAUAGGGAGUUACAAGGCUCUAGUGGACCUCAGACAGAGCAAGGAGGCCAAAGGGUUAUCUAUGGCAGGUUUUAUCAGUUGGUUUAUUUGGCGUUCAGCAUAUCUAACUCGAGUCGUCAGCUGGAGGAACAGAUUCUAUGUAGCUAUCAACUGGGCUACUACUUUUGUGUUUGGCCGUGAUAUAAGCAGAAUAUGAGAACAUUUUAAGUUGUGUUGCAGGCUAGUCGUAAAGCAAUAAGAUAAUAAAGUGUAUUUAAAUGGAUCAUAUUGGAGUAGCAUGUUUCAGAAGCCAGUAUUUUUCAGUAGAUGAGUUUCAGUAAGCUGAUCUGCAAGGAACUGUACUAGUUCGUGAUAUUUGCUACACGUUCAAUUUGUUUUAAAGAGUGGCAAUGAAUAUGUUAGUCGGGAGUUGGCUUGAAAGGGAAGGCAAUAAAUUAAAUUUGGCUGUCUUAGGUAUUUUAUAAUUAAUAGCACAUACACGCCACGGUUCAAUUUGCGUCAUCUGAAAUACUGAUUAUUGGCAAUAUUCCCCAAUUGUAUGAUGAGAUUUGACAAUAAUAAUAUAUUGUGAACGGAUUAUUUGGUUGGACAAUUUAUGUAUCUGCCAAGUAGUACGAGAACACUGCAAAU
Messenger RNA from Cajanus cajan (pigeon pea), 2044 nucleotides. RefSeq names its product internal alternative NAD(P)H-ubiquinone oxidoreductase A2, mitochondrial. The record is from RefSeq and is a predicted model, not a curated record. Gene Ontology annotation, cellular component: mitochondrion. Lineage: Eukaryota; Viridiplantae; Streptophyta; Magnoliopsida; Fabales; Fabaceae. Gene Ontology annotation, molecular function: NADH dehydrogenase activity.